Messenger RNA from Polyodon spathula (Mississippi paddlefish), 1308 nucleotides. RefSeq names its product adhesion G protein-coupled receptor E5. Bases 25 to 327 code for a protein of 100 amino acids. Gene Ontology annotation, cellular component: membrane. Lineage: Eukaryota; Metazoa; Chordata; Actinopteri; Acipenseriformes; Polyodontidae. Gene Ontology annotation, biological process: adenylate cyclase-activating G protein-coupled receptor signaling pathway. The transcript has 3 exons. The record is from RefSeq and is a predicted model, not a curated record. Gene Ontology annotation, molecular function: G protein-coupled receptor activity.
UGCUUUGUGUUGUUUGUGUGCAGGAUGUUCACCAGCACUGCAAUGGCUCAGCUCUGUAUCCUGGGUCUCAUGUGGAUAUUUGGCUGCUUCCAGUUUGACUCGCGCAGCCUCGCCAUGUCCUACAUCUUCACUGUGCUCAACAGCUUCCAGGGAGUCUUCAUCUUCAUCAUGCACUGCCUGCUCUGCAAGCAGGUUCGGGAUGACUACAGGAACCUGCUCUCCACUGCAUGCAGCUCCAAGAAGUACGCUGAGUUCAGCAGCACAAGCCAGUCUGCCAGCUCACAGGGGAUGAAGAGCCAGCAAGACACGGGGGAGUCCCAGAUGUAGAGGCUUCAGCUCUUGAGACUGUCCACGGCUUCGCUCUGCUGUGAAUACAAGAGGGCGCUAAAGCCACCUCUUGAAGCUCGUUCGCCACCACAGGACUGGUUCACCGUGGGGUCUGAAUCUGACUCGCGAACAGAGUUGCGUGACUCCAUUGUUUGUGGACUUUUUAAAAGGGGAAAAAAAAAGCUUUUUUUUUUUUUUUUUUUUUUUUUUUUAACACUUCCAUAAAAAGCUCUGUUUUUCAGAGCUGUGUGAUACGUUGGUUAUUUUAAUGUUGCAUAGCAAAGCGUUCUUGCGCUUCAGUUUGCUGUGCGAAGCUGCUAAAGUUAAACCGGCUGCAGCCCGCGUGUGUUCUGCAGCUGCAGCUGCUUUAUCGCGCCAGCAGAGUGGAUGAUUCGCGUGGUUCUGCGUGUGCUCGACCUGAAGCAGAACUCGGACUCUCCAGAAGGAAUUUCACGGGUUCCCUUUGCAGGGGACGCCACAAUUCCAACCUGUAUAUUAGUCCUAAAAAUAGACUUUAUUUGACUUCUUUAAUUUCUGUUAAUAGGGCCGUAUAUUUCAAACACUGCAACAUACAAACGUGCCGCUGGGUCCCAACGCCAAGCCACUUCCUUUGCUGUAGGUCAGGUACACUCCAGAGGUCGAAAUGAAACGGGAGCAUGUGAUCUACAGCGCGGGACAUGAAUAAGUACCAGGAUGUAGCUGAUUUUAUAUAUAUGUAUGUUAGCGUUUUCCAGAAAUUGCCCCACAUUACAGAUUCCACGCGUUAUAUUUUCAUUGCAGGACACUUCCACAAGGGGUCAGUGUUUCUUAUAACAUUCUCGCCUCUGCUUGGAGAUAGUGAAGAGAACGCGCACUAACGCUAUUAGCAGAAGCUUUGUAAAUGUGGAACUCAGCCAUUCAUUCACAAAUAAGAAUUGCACUGUACACACAACAGAUGUUAAUAUUUUUUCACAAUGAUUCUUUUUGAACGUUUGGUGACGA